CUCUGUCACACGCGCGCGCUCUGUCUCUCCCCGGCCUUUCGCCUUCGGUGGUUCUGCGCGGCGCCGUGAGGAUUUUCGAUUCGGGAAGGAAGGAAGGAAGGAAGGAAGGAAGGAAGCGAGAGGGACGUACGUUUGCUUUGGUUUUGGUUGCUCGGCGGUGAUCGGACGUCGUCGGAGAUGAGCUGCAACGGUUGCCGGGUCCUGCGAAAGGGUUGCAGCGAGAGCUGCGUGCUGAGGUCGUGCCUCCGGUGGAUCCCGUCCCCCGAGGCCCAGGGCAACGCCACCCUCUUCCUCGCCCGCUUCUUCGGCCGCAGCGACCUCCUCUCCCUCGUCGCCGCCGUCCCCGAUUCUCAGCGCUCCGCUCUGUUUCAAAGCCUGCUGUUCGAGGCGUGCGGGCGGACGGUGAACCCGGUCAGCGGGGCGGUGGGGCUGCUCUCGAGCGGCAACUGGCACGUGUGCGAGGCGGCGGUGGAGACGGUGCUCGACGGCGGCGUCGUCCAGCCCCUCGGCGGCGGCGGCGCCGCCGUCCUGGCCUUCGGGCUCGACCAGUCGGCCGACUCGCCGUUCCUUCCCAGCACCACGUGCAGGGGGCAGAGCCUGCGGCAGUCCCUGCAGGUGCCGGCGUCGAUCCAGGUGGACGUCAACCUCCCCCUCUACGACCCGAACCUCAGCCUCAAGGCGAAAUUGCCCGGGAAGAGACGCGGCAAGAGGAGCCAAUUCGUGGAGAAUUGGCCGGCCAGGAUGACGGCGGCCACGGCCGCGGCGGCGGCGGCGGCGAUGACGACCCUCGUGAGCUCCGACGCGUCGGAGGUGAUCGACCCCUCCGGGAACGGUUACGAUCACGGCGUGGGCAACGGCGUUCAAGAGAUGAAGCUCCUGAACCUCUUCGUAUGAGAGAGCAGAGCAUUGAUUUUGGGGACGAUUUUGGCAUUUUCCUCUUUUUUUCUUUUUUUCUUUUUUUUUUGUGGGGGGAUAAGCCGGCGGUGUACAAGUGAAGUAAAUGAAUGAUGAGGGACCAGCGACCGGCCGGAAUUUUGCUCCGGCGGGGUUUUUGGUACAAUGGUAUUAGAGACUUAGAUAAGACAGAAAGAACCUUAAACGGGGAGAAUCUUACAUGUAAUGUCUUUUUGAUUUAAUGUAAGAUGAUUUAGUACUA
Messenger RNA from Syzygium oleosum, 1156 nucleotides. Its product is annotated as LOB domain-containing protein 37-like. The record is from RefSeq and is a predicted model, not a curated record. Gene Ontology annotation, biological process: regulation of gene expression. NCBI's taxonomy places the organism in Eukaryota, Viridiplantae, Streptophyta, Magnoliopsida, Myrtales, Myrtaceae. The coding region runs from base 178 to 894 and encodes 238 amino acids. The transcript is spliced from 2 exons.